Molecule: messenger RNA, 3384 nt
Organism: Sinocyclocheilus grahami
Lineage: Eukaryota; Metazoa; Chordata; Actinopteri; Cypriniformes; Cyprinidae
Product: protein C-ets-1
Exons: 7
Coding region: 210-1262 (350 amino acids)
Biological process (GO): regulation of transcription by RNA polymerase II; cell differentiation
Cellular component (GO): nucleus
Molecular function (GO): sequence-specific DNA binding; DNA-binding transcription factor activity, RNA polymerase II-specific
Source: RefSeq, a predicted model, not a curated record
CGAACAGAGGGAGGGAAUGAAAGAGUGAUUGAGAUAGAACAGAGAAAGAGAGAGGGAGGAAAAGAGACGCUCCAGUACUUCAGAGAUCGGACCUUGUUAAGGGGAAACCGGUGUCAUUUCUAAGAAACUCCAGGCACACAGACGGACUUUGGAGGACACAUUUGGGACUAAAAACAUCCAAACUGACUUUGUGCAUUGAAUGCGUGACCAUGACAGCAGCUGUCGAUAUUAAGCCGUUAACUAUAAUAAAAUCUGAAAAAGUAGACGAUCUGGAGUGUGCGGAUGUCCCCUUAUUGACUCCAGGAAGUAAAGAAAUGAUGUCACAGGCUCUUUUGGCCACAUUCAGCGGCUUCACCAGGGAGCAACAGCGACUCUCCAUCCCAAAAGACCCCCGUCAGUGGACAGAGGCCCACGUUAGAGAAUGGUUGACCUGGACAGUAAAUGAGUUCAGUCUGAAGAAUGUGGACUUCCAUAAGUUCAGUUUGGAUGGAGCCAAUCUCUGUGCGCUGGGCAAAGAGCGAUUCCUGGAUCUGGCACCAGACUUUGUGGGCGACAUCCUCUGGGAGCAUUUAGAGAUGCUGCAGAAAGAAGACCCGAAGCAUUUCCCUGUCAGCAGUCUGACUUCCAGUUUCCAGGAAUCCCGCUACCCCUCAGACUACUACUUCAGUAAGCUGGGAGGUCAAGAUUCGUUUGAGAGCAUUGACAGUUUCGAGAGCUGCGACAGGCUGACGCAGUCCUGGAGUAGUCAGUCGUCAUUCAACAGCCUACAGAGAGUUCCCUCCUACGACAGCUUCGAUUCGGAGGACUAUCCCACCGCACUGCACGGACACAAACCAAAGGGUACCUUCAAAGACUACGUACGGGAGCGCUCGGAACUCAGCAAAGACAAACCGGUCAUCCCGGCGGCUGCGCUCGCUGGCUACACAGGCAGCGGACCCAUCCAACUCUGGCAGUUUCUGUUGGAGCUCUUGACAGACAAAUCCUGCCAGUCCUUCAUCAGCUGGACUGGAGACGGCUGGGAGUUCAAGCUUUCUGACCCUGAUGAGGUGGCACGCAGAUGGGGCAAGAGGAAAAACAAGCCCAAGAUGAACUACGAGAAGUUGAGUCGCGGUCUGCGCUACUACUACGACAAAAACAUCAUCCACAAGACGUCCGGCAAGCGCUACGUCUACCGCUUUGUGUGUGACUUGAAAAGCCUGCUGGGAUACACUCCCGAAGAGCUCCACACCAUGUUAGACGUCAAGCCCGACUCGGAUGAGUAAACUUCGGACAAAAGUUUGGAAAAAAAAAGGUCCCCUCACAGACCCUGGAAAGAAAACGGGGCGUCCAUUUUCGGGUCCAAUCACAUUCCAUCUUAACACUUAGUCGUGGUCCAGUCUUGUGUUGAGCUCACAGGGGACGGAAAAAAAAGAAGCAUCGGAACAUUAACCAAAGUUUAGAAUCCGUAGACUUUGCGCGUCUGUAUUGUUUAUAGCUCUGCAGGAAGGGAAAACUCUAAGUUCUGUUUUGACCCAGUAGCACAAACACCAGGAAGGAACAGAGGACAAUUAGAUGGACAUUUCUUGGACUGAACGCUCCUGUUAUUAAACACGUUGCCAAAAUUAGAGACGAGAGGAAUAUCGCGGAAAUAUUUACGAUUGAGUUACUUACUGUUUCUGUCUCCUCGCAUACACAACCACGAGGAAGUGUUCUCAGCCGGACCAAAUUAACAAAAGUUUUUUAUUUGUUUUGAUAGUUUCUUAAAGAUCUAUGUGUGUCAGAAUUAAUUUGUCGUAUUGCGAUGCUGUCCGGACAGAGAUUGCACCAUUUUGUACAUUUCCAUAUGAAGGUUUAUUGAAGUCAAAUUGUGCUUAGAUAGUCUCUCUCCGCUUCUUUUAAGGUCACGGUCGGUUACGGCUUGUUCUUACCACAGUGUCCAUAGCUGAAAACGCAGUUUUUGAUCACCAGAUCAAAAUAGAUACCAGAAUACCGCCCUUUUCAGUUGAAAGAGACGUACCUCAGUCAAACUGAGAGUGUGAGUGAGAGACGCAAAUGAAAGCGGCCGUUGGCUUCUCAACGGUGACACGCUUGUGGUGAAAACGAGGUGUCGUUUUAUCACUUGUAUUGAGACAAAAGACAUCAAACAUUUCUUGCCUCGGUUUCUUUGUACGUGAAUGGUUUUUGCCAAAGCUUUGCCUUAAUAUAGCACAUUGCGUUUAUGAACUUACCGUGUUUUCUCAAGGUUGACUGAAACGUGUAGGUUGGUGACAACUGAAAUGUCACUUAACCGGGCCUCAAACGGUUCGCUGGCAGCGCUAGAAGCCAUAAAGCCGAGACGUUUGAGAAGAGCGAUGUGAGGCCUUUUGACUUUGAGACAGACGUGGCGGCGUUAGCCAUGUUGAAAAGUGCACACUUCAGCAUGCAUCUGGAUUGGCAAAGUAUGUGAGAUGGAUUCUGCAGCAGAAACCAAGGAUCUGUCGGGCUGCGUUUGAUUUUCCUGAUGGUUUGUGAAAGUGUUACUGUUAGUGGCUGAUAUAAUGUUAAGAUUGGAGGAAGACCAGAUCCUGCUGAGACUUAGGGCAGCUUUAAAGAUGAUGAUGUGUGCUGCUACUGGCUAACAAGCGUCACAAGAUCAUAACCGAAAAUGGGAGUACGUUUCAGAAUGGUUUGUUUAAAUGCAGUAUUAUGGACUAUUUUAGUCAUUGCAGGGUGUAACUUAAGCCAGUGUUAUAUUACAGUGUCCAUGAAAUGAAUAACGUACUUUAAAUUGAACUAUUUGCAGAAACUGCACAUGAAAUGUCAAAUCUGUUACCGGUAUUUUCAAUACUUUACAGGUUAAAAAACCGAAUGGCAGCAACAUUCAGUUUGUGUUUUCUUCAGCACAGCAUUUCAGUCUGUGGGAAGGGUCUCGUACACGAGACCUUGUGGGAAAAGCCAAAGUAAAGAACGUUCAUCUAGGAAGACAAAUCGUAUUGUUUACAGUGGCAGAACGCUACCCAUCCUGAUUGGUGUAGCUUUGGAAUUGUAUAUUUUUACAGAUAACAUUUCAUAAAAUGGCUAGAUUAAACCAUAAACUGGGAACACAUUCAUGAGAGCUCAGAAUAAAAGUAUUUAAUUCAGAGAUGAGCGGGUUUCAGUCGCAACCGUCCUGCCGUGAACAACAACAAAAGUGCUACAUCACCUGAACAAUCAGUUUAUAGUGUUAAAAAGUCUCUUUGGAAUAACAAGAAGAAAGCGCGAGUUUGUUAAAGCCACAAAAGAUAGCCAGCAUAACUUUUUUUAUUAUUAUUAUUUGGCAAGGUCCAAAUCAUCAUGCAGUCUUUGCCUUGAUUAUAAAAGUGGUGCAUUUUGUGUGAAAAUGAACACUUUUGACAGAUACAUACAUGCAUAUUCAUAUUGACGAGU